Messenger RNA from Juglans regia (Persian walnut), 549 nucleotides. RefSeq lists its product as uncharacterized. NCBI's taxonomy places the organism in Eukaryota, Viridiplantae, Streptophyta, Magnoliopsida, Fagales, Juglandaceae. The transcript is spliced from 2 exons. The coding region runs from base 1 to 549 and encodes 182 amino acids. The record is from RefSeq and is a predicted model, not a curated record.
AUGACUCCCUUCGAAGCUGUUUAUGGGACUCCUCCAAUUAGGCUUCAAGCCUACAUUCCUGGUUUAACUGCAAAUCAGUUUGUGGACCAAUUGUUGCAAACUCGAGAGCAAAUUUUGGCAACACUUAAGUCCAAUUUAUCUCUUGCUCAAGAUCGAAUGAAGCAGCAAUCUGUGGCAGUUAGGAGGAAUCUUAAGCUUUCAUCUCGCUAUUUUGGGCCAUUUCAGAUUACUCACAGAAUUAGCAAAGUGGCAUAUCAAUUAUGUUUGCCCUCAGAUUCCCUCUUGCAUCCUGUUUUUCAUGUUUCUGUGUUGAAGAAAAAAAUUGGAGACCAGCUCACACCCUUCUCUUCCCUACCUCCAGUUGACUUGCAAGGUGAGUUAAGGUCUCAACCUGAGAAAAUUUUGGAGCGCAGGAGUGUUAAGAGGGAUAACAGAGUUGUGGUAGAAGUCCUCAUCCAAUGGGAAGGUGCUGGAGUGGAAGACUCCACCUGGGAACCUUAUUGGAAGCUUCGGCAACAAUUUCCCCACCUUGUGGGCAAGGUGCUUUAA